This is a messenger RNA of Sphaeramia orbicularis (orbiculate cardinalfish), 5117 nucleotides long. Its product is annotated as T-lymphoma invasion and metastasis-inducing protein 2-like. Lineage: Eukaryota; Metazoa; Chordata; Actinopteri; Kurtiformes; Apogonidae. The transcript is spliced from 23 exons. Gene Ontology annotation, biological process: small GTPase-mediated signal transduction; activation of GTPase activity. The coding region runs from base 124 to 4308 and encodes 1394 amino acids. The record is from RefSeq and is a predicted model, not a curated record. Gene Ontology annotation, molecular function: protein binding; guanyl-nucleotide exchange factor activity.
GGAGAGAGAGAGUGAGGCGGCAGCUGGAGAGGACGGACGGAGGGCUUCAGUGGAGAAGAAGGAGUCCAGAGAACAUGACGGAGACCAGGGAGUUCUGAGGAGCACCGAGGACCAGAGGUGGUGAUGGGAAACACAGACAGUCAAAGCAGCUUCGCUCCCCCUCCAAAGUCCUCCUCGUUCCGGUUCUCGUCCAGGAGGGACGAGGUUCCGUCCGCUCGCGGCUGGUGGAACAGCAACAGGAGUCAGGGGACGAGCUACGUGAAUCAACCCGCCUCCUGGAAGUAUGACUCCACCCCCAACUUGAGGGUGUCCUCACAAGUUCCUGUCCAGUUCGGCAACGGACUUAACGGGACAUCCCUGCCAAACGGCGGCGGAGGCAGCCCUAAGGUGCUGCUCAGCAAAGAUGGCAGCAUGCGAGUGGAGUUCACCAACAGCAGGGUUGCCGUGGAGACGCAGGGACUGACCACGUCGUCUGGGACCGUUGGCGCCGGGCCGGACCCCUCCCUCCGCACCAGCAAGGGCAGCUCGCUGAGCUCGGACGGCUCCUGGUACGACUCGCCGUGGGGGAAUGGCGGCGAACUGAGCGACAACGUGUUUGUGUGUGGACAGAAUGUGGACAACGGCAGCGGAUUCAGCUCCUACUGCUCCGCCUACCACUCCUUCUUCUCAGCAAAAGUGGACGACAUCUCACCUGGAGGAUACAGCACCUGCUGCUCGGGACGGACCGAGGACAGCGGCAUCGGGGACUCUGUGAUCCUGCAGCCGGAGCCGGACCUCAGUCUGGCUCCGCCUGUCGCAGACGUCUACACCAACCACAGCUCCCCGCCCGCCUUCCCCAUCUCACCUGAGCUCCUGCAGCAGCAGCUGACUGCCUCCGCCUCCGCCUCCGCCUCCGCGGCGCUGCUGGAUGACGUGAUCCUGGAGGAGGAGGGGUCAGGAGGAGGCCAGGACCACUACUCCUCCUGUACGCUACCCUGCCGCCGUACAGAGUCCACCAGCAGCAGGAAGGACUUCCUGAAGAGUCGAAUCCGGCGUCUGAGCGACUGGACCGGAAGUCUGAGCAGGAAGAAGAGGAGGAUCCAGGACUCCUGCAGUGGAGACACCACUGUGGACUCCAGCAGGUUCUGGUCCUGUAAUCCUCUCCACAACCAGAACCAGUUCCCUCCGGUCUACUUCAGUUCCUCCAGGAGCCUGAACCAGAACCAGAACCAGCGCAGCAGUGCCAUCCAGCGCCAGAACAUCUAUGAAAACUUCAUGCAGGAGCUGGAACCGAGACGAAGCAGCAGCACCGACGAACUGAGCGACGCAUCGGAGGAGGACGAAGAUGACGAGGAGGAGGAAGACGAGGAGGAAGAGGAGGUGGUACGGGGGCAGCAGAUGGAGGUUCUGUUGGAGAAGGACCAGGGGGUGGUGAGGAGGGUGGGCUGGCUGUCCUUCAAAGCCCUCCUCACCCUCAACAAGGAGCGGAAACUGGAGCUGGUGGCCCGACGCAAGUGGAGGCACUACUGGGUCACACUGAAAGGUUGCACUCUGCUGUUUUAUCAGACGUACGGCAGGAGCGGCGGCGCCGACGUGGAGCUGUCGCCUCGAUACGCCCUUCAGGCCGACGACGGCAUCGUCCAGGCCGUCCCCGAACAUCCCAAAAAAGAACACGUGUUCUGUCUGAGCAACGCCCACGGGGACGUCUACCUGUUCCAGGCCACCAACCAGACGGACCUGGAGAACUGGGUCACCUCCAUCCACUCGGCCAGCGCCUCCAGACUGGCCAAACGCCAGGGGAAGGACGACACCGUUCGCCUCCUCCGAAGCCAGAGCCGCUCGCUGCUGCACAAGAUCGACAUGGACGCCAAGAUGAAGAAGAUGGCUGAGCUGCAGCUGUCCAUCAUCAAGGAGCCCAAGAACCGGAAGGCGGUGGAGACGCAGAUCCAGCAGUGGGAGCAGAACCUGGAGCAGCUGAACCUGGACCUGUUCCAGACCCGCUGUUACCUGUCCAGCCUGCAGGGCGGAGAGCUGCCCAACCCCAAAGGCCUGCUGGCCAACGUCAGCCGGCCCUCCAAGAGCAUGCUGGGACGUCUGGGCGUCUUCUCUGUGUCCUCCUUCCAUGCCCUGGUCUGCAGUCGAGAUGAGGCAUCCCUCCGGCACCGUUGUCAGUCUUCAUCAGGAGGACGCGUCAGGAGACGAGGUCAACCUUCAUCCCUAAAGGUCCUGAUAGGACAGAAUAGACGCUGCGGAGACAACGCCCCCUCCGUCCCUCAGAGACCUGAGGGUGGGAGCUGGUGCGUGGAGGUGGCGCCCCCUGGAGGCCGCUCUGCACAUGCUCAGGUUCGUGAUGAGCAGACGUUCAGUGUUUUCACUCUGCAGUUCUGUCGACCCGACGCAGACACUGACUUUGGUUUCGCGGUGACGGGCCACGUGGACGGUUCCGGUCAGACCCGGGUCUUCAUCAGUGAAGUGGAUCCUCGUGGACCGUCGACCACAGAAGGCCUCAGGGCCGGAGACCAGGUCCUGGCGGUGAACGGGUCGUCGGUGUCCGGUCUGGACCUGGACCUGAUGCAGAGUCUGUUCAGCCACCGCAGACUGGAGCUGCUGCUGCGGAGGGACCGGUCACAUGACCAGCAGGACCCCGCCCCCCCAGCCCACUGGCCCACCCCCGCUGACCCCAGUGACCCCGCUGACCCCUGCCCUCCGCCGACCCCGGUCUGGACCACAGCUCCGUCCUCAUGUCCGUCGUCUCCUCCAGUCUUUGAGGACACGUGUCCACAGAUGUUGGACCUCAGACACAGCAACGCCUCCUCUUCUUCCUCCUCCUCUUCUUCCUCCUCCUCCUCCUCCUCUGCGUCCUCCUGCUCCUCCUUCUCCUCUGCCUCCUCCUCCGAUGGCGGUGGCGUCUCCAGGAGGAGACCCCUGACGAUGGGUGCUCUGUGUUGGGUGCUGCCCCUGGAGGAGAAGGAGGAGCAGGAGGAGGAGGAGUUCUUAGCGGGCGUCGGCCUCAGGGCGUUGGUGGACGAGGCUUCGUGUUGUUUCAGCUGCCGACGACCGAUCGACGGCUUCAUGUUUCUGGACACAGACCACAUGUCCUCGCUCUACCAGACCUUCCCAGAAUGCCGAGCGGCAGACGCGGAGGCGCCCAAGAACCCGUACGGCGGAGAGGCGGGGCUUCAGCCGGCGAGCCCCGCCCACCUGAGCGUCUGUCAGCGUCUGCGUAAAGUUAUCGAGGAGCUGGUGGACACGGAGAAGUCCUACGUGAAGGACCUGGUCCGUCUCUUCGACCUCUACCUGACGCCGCUGCAGCAGGAGACCUUCCUCAGUAAAGACGAGAUAGAGGCGCUGUUCGGCAGUUUACCGGAGAUGUUGGACUUCCAGAGGGUUUUCCUGCACACGCUGGAGGACAGGAUCGCCUCGUGUCCGAACCUCGGCAGCCUGGAGACGCCGGAACAGUUCAAGAAACUCCUCUUCUCUUUGGGCGGGUCCUUCCUCUACUACGCCGACCACUUCAAACUCUACAGCGGCUUCUGUGCCAAUCACAUCAAAGUCCAGAAGGUUCUGGAGCGAGCGAAGACGGACGUAAAACCCACACUCACACUGUUCGUGUUCCAGCGUGCCGUCGUCCUGAUCUACCGCCACAACAAACUGAAGAAGAGGAUGACCGCCUCACGCUCAGCUGAUCCGGACCCCUUCAGGUUCCGCUGGUUAAUCCCGGUCUCCGCCGUGCAGGUCCGACCGGCUGACAUCACAGGUGCGGAGAACCCGUGUACGUGGGAACUGGUCCACAGCCGGUCCGAGUCCGAGGGUCGACCCGAGACCGUCUUCCAGCUGUGCAGCAGCGGUCUGGAUUCGAAGGCGGUGGUUCUCCGAGCUCUGCGUACUGUUCUCAGAGACCACGCCCCCUCCGCCUCCCUGAGGAGGUCCAGACCGUCCACGGCCGAGAGGAGGCGGAGACAGCAGCGCCGGCGCCACGACGCCCACAGGACGGCGCGUCACCACGGCAACAGCCACCGACCCGCCUCGGAAACCUGCUCGGAGCCCCCGCUGCCCAGCCACGCCCCCUCCCCUCAGGAGGUCGCUGAGGGGGGGCGGAGCCGGCUGUGCUCGCUGACCGGAGAUCUGGAGGCGCAGCUGCAGAGGCUGAAGUUCAACACCGAGGAGGAGGAGGAGGAGCAGAGGAAGAGGAGGAGCCUCCUGGAGCUGAGCGGCCUCCUGGAGCGGGACUACAGCGUCCACAGCAUGGCCUCCAUCAUCAACGAGGACUGUUUCUAUGACAACGGCAUCAAGCACAACACGGCGUCGGCGCUGCAGGGACACGGAUAAGACACUGACGCCUGGACGAGUCCCAGACGAACACGUGCACGAGUCCCAGACGAACACGUGCACGAGUCCCAGACGAACACGUGGACGAGUCCCAGACGAACACGUGCACGAGUCCCAGACGAACACGUGCACGAGUCCCAGACGAACACGUGGACGAGUCCCAGACGAACACGUGCACGAGUCCCAGACGAACACGUGCACGAGUCCCAGACGAAGACGUGGACGAGUCCCAGACGAACACGUGGACGAGUCCCAGACGAACACGUGCACGAGUCCCAGACGAACACGUGCACGAGUCCCAGACGAACACGUGGACGAGUCCCAGACGAAGACGUGGACGAGUCCCAGACGAACACGUGCACGAGUCCCAGACUAAAUCCUGUCCCAUAUUUCAGCCACAUCGACAGAGGAGAUUCAUCCCAUAUUUGUCCAAAAAUCCACUUUCUUUGUCCUCGACUGUGACGGUUCUGUGUAAAUAUUCUGUGUAUUUUCUCCACAUUUCAUCAGAACAAAAGAAGAGAUUUUAUAUUUUUUAUUCCUAAACUCAUCUGUCAUUUUGUAAAAAAAAAAACAAAGAAAAAAAACAUUUUGUCUGUCUUUUUGGUUGUUGUAAAUAUUUGUAUGUACAGUUUUUUGUUUUUUUCAUGACAAAAGCAGCUGAAUGUGGCGCUGCUGCCUUCGAUGAACUGUUGUAUUUAUAUAUUUGGACUCAUUCCUUUUAUUUCCUGUUUAAGUCAUUUGGUAAUUUAUUUUCUUAAAUAUUUGAGUACAUGUUUUUGACAAUAAAACAGUAAAAAUAUUUAAUUUAA